GAGACGGACGUUCACGUUGUCCCGGAGCGAGUCCCGGAUGUCCCACAGCCCGUGAAGGCAGCAGUGUUUGUCAAAAUAAAGCCUCUUUCCUGCACGUUUCCUUCACGCUCGUCCCACAAACGGCGCUCUCUGACCCACUAACGGGGCUCCAGGCGGCGGGAAGCGCGUGCGUCCGUGGCUCAUCCACCGCAGAUUCGGGUCCGGAUCGCGCCGCUCGCAGACGGGACCGCUGGGCCUGCGCCGCCGCCGAGGAGCUGGAAGCGGGAGGACCAGCAUGCACCCCCGCUGAGCCCCCUCCCGGGAGGACCGGCGUCCAUGGGACCGUGAAGGAGACCCGUCCUGUCCGAUGAGAGGCGGCCUCCUGCGGGACACGCACGCGCGCGGCCUCACCGGGCGGCGGGGACGGAGGGCAGUUUUUGUGGGGCUUGAUUUUCUCCCGUGGUGUCCGUGUGGAGCGUCCCACACCCCCCCUCCACAACAACGACGGCUUUUGCCUGCAUCUUCCAGUGUUUCUUCUGUCAGCAAGUCCAGCAGAGCUGCAACUCUUCCAGUGCCAGCCCUGACGCCAGCGAGGAGCCCCGCCCCUCUGACAUGGUAAAGAUGACCAAGUCCAAGACCUUCCAGGCCUACCUGCCGUCCUGCCACCGCACCUACAGCUGCAUCCACUGCCGGGCGCACCUGGCCAACCACGACGAGCUCAUCUCAAAGUCGUUCCAGGGCAGCCAAGGACGAGCUUACCUGUUCAACUCCGUGGUGAAUGUGGGUUGCGGUCCGGCGGAGGAGCGGGUUCUCCUCACAGGCCUGCACGCCGUGGCGGACAUCUACUGUGAAAACUGUAAAACCACGCUGGGCUGGAAGUAU
Molecule: messenger RNA, 861 nt
Organism: Oryzias melastigma (Indian medaka)
Lineage: Eukaryota; Metazoa; Chordata; Actinopteri; Beloniformes; Adrianichthyidae
Product: yippee-like 1
Source: RefSeq, a predicted model, not a curated record